GCAAAUGGCCGGAGCUGGACCGACCAUGCUGCUACGAGAGGAGAAUGGCUGUUGCAGUCGACGUCAAAGCAGCUCCAGCGCCGGGGUUAGCACGGGCUCGGGUUCUGGGAUUGAGGGGCAGUGGGGCAGCAAGAUGGGGGGACGGGGCCGGAGGGAGGGGGACUGCAGCUCCCGGCAGCCUCUGGGCUUCGUGCGAGCGCCCCGCGGGCUGUCGGGAGCGGUGGUUCAGCGGGCGCGGGGCGGGCUACUGGGCUGCGCCGUCUGAGCGUGUGUCCCGCCCCGCGCAGGAUUCGGAUGGGGAGCGCGAGGACUCGCCAGCCGCACGCGCCCGGCAGCAGCUAGAGGCGCUGCUCAACAAGACUAUGCGCAUUCGCAUGACAGAUGGACGGACACUGGUCGGCUGCUUCCUCUGCACCGACCGCGACUGCAAUGUCAUCCUGGGCUCGGCGCAGGAGUUCCUCAAGCCGUCGGAUUCUUUUUCUCCUGGGGAGCCCCGUGUGCUGGGCCUGGCCAUGGUACCUGGACACCACAUCGUUUCUAUUGAGGUGCAGAGGGAGAGCCUGGCGGGGCCUCCUUAUCUCUGACCACGGUGGAGCUUGCCUUUCAGCCUUCAUUAAACCUAUGACCGAA
Messenger RNA from Tupaia belangeri chinensis (Chinese tree shrew), 630 nucleotides. RefSeq names its product N-alpha-acetyltransferase 38, NatC auxiliary subunit (gene NAA38). NCBI's taxonomy places the organism in Eukaryota, Metazoa, Chordata, Mammalia, Scandentia, Tupaiidae. Gene Ontology annotation, cellular component: NatC complex. Gene Ontology annotation, molecular function: RNA binding. The transcript is spliced from 3 exons. Bases 45 to 584 code for a protein of 179 amino acids. The record is from RefSeq and is a predicted model, not a curated record.